Molecule: messenger RNA, 1259 nt
Organism: Nicotiana tabacum (common tobacco)
Lineage: Eukaryota; Viridiplantae; Streptophyta; Magnoliopsida; Solanales; Solanaceae
Product: putative membrane protein At1g16860
Source: RefSeq, a predicted model, not a curated record
ACCCAAGGGGUGGGACUGGGAAGUGACAACCAAAAAGAAAAGGACAGCUGAACCCUCUGCUCUGCUUAACACCUUUUUUAACCAUUUCCCAUUUCUUCACAUUACCAAAUUAGCAGAAUAGCAAAAAGGAGAGGGAUGAACCACAACAACCUCUCCCAUUCCCACUCCAAUUCAAAUGUAGCUCAAAACUCCCAUUGCUUCAAACUUCCUCUUCCCCCACUUGCUUUAUACGUAGUGCUCUCCCUUUUCUUGUUUGGGCUUGCCGUCUCUCUUUUCAUCCUUGUUGUGGUUCACAACCCUCUCUUCUUUCUUGUUUUCCUCUUCCUUUUUGCUCUCAUUGCUGCUUUUCUUCUCUGGAACUCUUUCUCUUUCCGCAACAACCGUACCAUUCUUCAGUACCUUCGUUCUUUUCCAGAUUCUAACCUCAGCAUUGCAAGCCACGGUCAGCUCGUCAAGAUUACUGGGCAUGUCUCCUGCGGGAAUGUAUCUUUGGAGUCUUCUUAUGAGAAGGUUGGACGAUGUGUUUAUACAUCCACCUUGUUGUUUGAAUGUGGAGAACUUGGCCUGAAACCUGUGGAUGUAAAAGAAUCAUGUUUCGGAUGGAGGCUUGCUUAUUCUGAGAGAUUCUCAACUGACUUCUACAUAACUGACAAGAACUCUGGUAUUAGAGCUUUUGUCAAGGCUGGACCCGACUCCAGAGUUAUCCCGCUGAUCAUAGAGAGCAGACUGGUUACAACAACCAAAAACUGUAAGGUAUUGGCUUCUCAUUUGAGAAAAUGGUUAAGGGACAGGAAUCUUUCAUCUGAAGCUCGUUUACUGCGUCUAGAAGAAGGAUACAUAAAGGAAGGUAGCUCGCUUAGUGUAUUUGGGAUUUUGCAAAGGAGCAGCGAUACCAUGGUGGUUACUCCGCCGGAGGAGCUCAUUUCUACUAGCUGUCUAUGGCAAAAGAUGCUUCUCCCUGUUGAUGUUGAUGGGCUGAUCCUUGGAAUCCCAUAGUCCUCUGAUUUUGCAACCAAUUCUUACUUUUAGACACGCAAUAGAGGAGAUAUUGGUGACAAACCUUUGCAAAAACACUAACAAUGCUGCAUCACAUUUUGGUUGUUUCCAUUCGCGUGUACAGCAACUUGCCUAAAGGAAGGCUUGUUUUUGGCUCAGAAAUUCAGGAGUUAGUGCUACUGUCGUUUUCAGAUAUUGUUCACCAAGUACAUGUGAAUUAUCCUGUUAGACCUUGGCCCUGGUUACAUUGCAAGUGUUUGAUA